AUGAUAAAUAUUCACCUAUAUGUAACAAUAAAUCUCUUAUCUUUCUGGGAGAUUUUAAUAUUGAUCUACUAUGCUAAUAGUAAUGCAGAAAUAAAUAAUUUUUUAGAUAUAUUGCCUACUUGUGUGACAAAUACUAGUCAUACAAUCAUUGAUAACAUUUCUUGUUCUUGGGAUCUUGUGGACACCGUUUCUGGUAACAUUCUUACUUCUGUAUCUGACCAUUUUUCCCAAUUCUUGAUUUUAAAGAAAAUGGAAAAAACAAAUUCCUUAGGGAUGAAAGAGGUAAGAGAUUGGUCAAAAUUUAACCCUUACCUAUUUUUGCGAAAAGUUUCAUCAAGUAACUGGAAUGACACACUGCAACUUCAGCAAACUGAUGUUAACAAAUCUUUUGAUAAUUUCUACAACAGUGUCAAUAACCUUUUGGAAGAAAGUGCUCCUUUACGUAAACUUUCCAACCCAUGUAAUUUAUGGAUGACUAGAGGUAUUUUAUGUUCUAUAAAAACAUGUGACCUCCUGUAUAGAAAAUUUCUAUCUUCAAAAGAUCUAGAUCACAAAGCUUUCUAUCAGGAAAGAUCCAGAUCACAAAGCUUUCUAUCAGGAAAGAUCCAGAUCACAAAGCUUUCUAUCAGGAAAGAUUGUAUCACUAUUGUCUCACUUUGCAGAGCAAGUAAAACUGACUAUUAUAGAAAAUAUUUUCAAGAAAAUAGUAAUUCUAUACGUAAUGUAUGGAAAGGUAUUAACACACUUAUAUCAGGUAAAACUUAUUCACAACCUCCUGGUGGUUCAAUGGUCACUGACCCUAAAGUUAUUGUAUUAAUAUUGAUCUACUAUGCUAAUAGUAAUGCAGAAAUAAAUAAUUUUUUAGAUAUAUUGCCUACUUGUGUGACAAAUACUAGUCAUACAAUCAUUGAUAACAUUUCUUGUUCUUGGGAUCUUGUGGACACCGUUUCUGGUAACAUUCUUACUUCUGUAUCUGACCAUUUUUCCCAAUUCUUGAUUUUAAAGAAAAUGGAAAAAACAAAUUCCUUAGGGAUGAAAGAGGUAAGAGAUUGGUCAAAAUUUAACCCUUACCUAUUUUUGCGAAAAGUUUCAUCAAGUAACUGGAAUGACACACUGCAACUUCAGCAAACUGAUGUUAACAAAUCUUUUGAUAAUUUCUACAACAGUGUCAAUAACCUUUUGGAAGAAAGUGCUCCUUUACGUAAACUUUCCAACCCAUGUAAUUUAUGGAUGACUAGAGGUAUUUUAUGUUCUAUAAAAACAUGUGACCUCCUGUAUAGAAAAUUUCUAUCUUCAAAAGAUCUAGAUCACAAAGCUUUCUAUCAGGAAAGAUCCAGAUCACAAAGCUUUCUAUCAGGAAAGAUCCAGAUCACAAAGCUUUCUAUCAGGAAAGAUUGUAUCACUAUUGUCUCACUUUGCAGAGCAAGUAAAACUGACUAUUAUAGAAAAUAUUUUCAAGAAAAUAGUAAUUCUAUACGUAAUGUAUGGAAAGGUAUUAACACACUUAUAUCAGGUAAAACUUAUUCACAACCUCCUGGUGGUUCAAUGGUCACUGACCCUAAAGUUAUUGUUAACACUUUUAACAGCUUUUUUGCAUCUGUUGCUGAGAAAAUUAGGUCUAAAAUACCAAAAACACUUAAAACUUUCUCACACUAUCUAAAAAAUUCUAAUCCUAAUACAAUAUUUUUAUCACCAACAACCAAAGAUGAAGUGCUAAAAUGCUCUUAUCCAGAUAACCUAAAAGUUGCCAAAGUUAUCCCAAUUCACAAAAAGGGAACUAAACUACUAUGUAACAAUUACAGGCCUAUAUCUUUGCUACCAAAUCUUGAUAAUAUCUUUGAAAAGCUAAUUUAUCAAAGAGUUCGUAAUUUUCUUCUUAAACACAAUUCGUCAUUUUCGCACCGGAUUGGAUUUAGAAGAAAGUAUUCAACAUCGCAUGCAAUUAUCAAUAUGAUUCAAACUAUAAUGGAUGAGGUUGAUAAAGGGUGUGGAAUUUUUAUUGAUCUCCAGAAGGCUUUUGAUACUGUUAAACCACAAAAUUCUAUUGAAAAUUUGUCUCACUAUGGAGGUGAAAGAUUGUUUCAAAGCAACUCUAUUAAACAUCUAGGAAUACUUCUAGACUCUAACCUAACUUGGAAGCCGCAGAUUUAUAGUUUUGGUACGAAGUCUAUACGUCAUCGAGACGUUCUGUCAUGGCAAUUUUGUCAUGAUAAAUGUCCAAGUAUAAAACUUCUUGACUUGACUGAAAAUGAGCCCAAAUCUACCCUGAAGAAACACUGA
Messenger RNA from Hydractinia symbiolongicarpus, 2280 nucleotides. RefSeq lists its product as uncharacterized. NCBI's taxonomy places the organism in Eukaryota, Metazoa, Cnidaria, Hydrozoa, Anthoathecata, Hydractiniidae. The coding region runs from base 1 to 2280 and encodes 759 amino acids. The transcript is spliced from 6 exons. The record is from RefSeq and is a predicted model, not a curated record.